AUGUUUGAAAUAAUGCCAAAAGCAGCAGCUACAAAAGGCCUCCUAACAAUCAGACCAUGUGUUCUUUAUGUAUUAUUGACCUUUGUGACCCUAACUGGUCCAGUACAAAUUAAGAUUGAAAAAUUAGAUGCAGGGAGCCCCCCACCUGCCAUUUCUGACAUUCAGUAUGAAACUUUCACUGACAAUGAAGACAGUUUACUUGUUAAAUAUUUCUCUGAUACCAAAAACUUGUCCUUUUCUGUAUUUGCAUCUCAAAAAAGUCAGUCUGGAAUAAAAUUAACAAAUUGUACUUGUAAAGUUGCAAGGUAUCAAGCAAAGGUUAAACUGCUUUUCAAAAACAUUCAUGGUCAGAUUAAAGUGACAUCCAAUUUUGAUGGUCUACCUUUGGCAAAAGUGAAAGUUCUGCCUGUAAAUCCCUAUCAGGAAUCUGAAGAAAUUGUUGAUUUGGGAGUUGUUGAAGAAGUUGUACGUAAUUCCUUGUGUUUAGCAUCGGCAACAAUGAACCUGUCUACCUAUCUUGGAUUGUCCAACAACAUUUUUUCGCCAACUGAUUAUGAUUUCGAGCCUCAACUGGAUAUUGCCGAAAUCAAAGCCCUAACUGCAGUCCAGCCUGGCCGUAUGUCACAGACCCAGCAUGCCCUUCCAUUCAAAGAGAUGCCAGCUUUGCCAGCACCCCCAAAACCACCACGAGCAAUAGGAGAUAAGCGUCUGCUUAUCAAGAUUAUUAAAGGUUCCAACCUUGGAGGAAGAGAAGAAGGUUCAAGUGAUCCAUUUUGUGUUAUUGUGAUGGAUUGUCCCCCCCAGAAGUAUGAAACUACUGUCAUCAAAAACACUGUUAAUCCAUUUUGGGAUGAGCACUUUUUAGUGGAUGUUUCUCACAUGUCCAGAGAACUUCGUUUUGAGUUGUAUGAUAAAGGAAAAUCUCCUGCAGAUGAAUUUCUCGGUGAAGCAACUAUCUAUAUGGAAGAUAUACGAAAAACAAUGAGUUGCAGACAGAUAAUUCCACUCCAGACACCUGGUAGUAUGGAAUACCAAGUUGGAUCCCUGACAGUUGAGUUUCUUUUGAUGGAGCCUCAUGAAGCUGACCAGUACAUGGAUUCAUCACUUGGACCAAAAAACCUUGGAAAUAACCAGAUCUCCCCUCGAAAGCAUGUGGAAGUCUCCCGUACUGUGACUCCCAGUGGAACUAUAGUAACCACAACUACUACUACAACAGAACGGCCCCAGUUUUCUGGUAUGGCUUCAGGUUCCCCUUCUAUGAUAGAGAAACGUAGCACCCAUUUGGAGGUAGAAAACUCAGACUCAGUCAGCCAUUUAAGUCCUACACACUUACCUCAGCCAGAUACACCUGGAUCAUCAGGAGCUUUGCCAGGUUUCUGGGAGGUAACACCUACCAUUGACAGUACUCCAACUGAUGAUAACAUUGAAAGCCCUUCAUCAGCAUCUGCUGAUAAAUCGCAGACAGGAAGUACUAUAUCAGAAAAAGAGAAAAAGAAAUCCUUCUCCCUUGCAAGGACACUGAAGAAGCGGUUUGGUCGCUCUCGCUCAAAAAUGCGUUCCCAAAGUGCAGACCGGGCACACUCUCUGAAAUCUGAGGGAGGCAGCGCAUCAUAUCUGUCACCACCAGACUCCGACGCAAAGCCCUUGUCCAAAUCUACAGAGGACAUCAACGGAAUCACUCUUGAGGUGCCCCCAAUCAAGAAAUCCUCCUCCUUAGGUGGAAGCUUGAAAAAACUAUUCCGGAGAGGACGCAAGAGAACCAGAGAUGUUGGGGAGACGUCUCGUGAAAGCUCACUGUCUCGAUCAUCAAUGCGCUAUCCAGUAUCAUCACGAGAGGGUUCAAUAGAUUCAAGGCGCACACCACAGGCUCAUUCACCUGUCUCAUAA
Molecule: messenger RNA, 1887 nt
Organism: Acanthosepion pharaonis
Lineage: Eukaryota; Metazoa; Mollusca; Cephalopoda; Sepiida; Sepiidae
Source: the annotation of a GenBank genome assembly